Molecule: messenger RNA, 2520 nt
Organism: Pseudophryne corroboree (corroboree frog)
Lineage: Eukaryota; Metazoa; Chordata; Amphibia; Anura; Myobatrachidae
Gene: HSP90AA1
Product: heat shock protein 90 alpha family class A member 1
Exons: 10
Coding region: 13-2310 (765 amino acids)
Biological process (GO): protein folding; cellular response to heat; protein stabilization
Cellular component (GO): myelin sheath; protein-containing complex; plasma membrane
Molecular function (GO): disordered domain specific binding; ATP binding; ATP hydrolysis activity
Source: RefSeq, a predicted model, not a curated record
GGCAAUGUAUUUAUGCAGCAGCAGCGCUGUCAGCGCCUCACACCUCACUCAGCAGCAGCGGACAGCGCGUAUUGCGGCGGCCGGGCACAGGACAGCGGCGCAGACACACGCACGAUGCCGGAGGAAGUGCAGACUGCACCCCAGGAUCAGCACAUGGAGGAGGAUGUGGAGACCUUCGCCUUCCAGGCUGAGAUUGCUCAGCUGAUGUCCUUGAUCAUUAACACCUUCUAUUCCAACAAGGAGAUCUUCAUGAGGGAGCUGAUCUCUAACUCCUCAGAUGCCCUGGAUAAAAUACGUUAUGAGAGCCUCACUGACCCCAGCAAACUGGAUUCAGGGAAGGAGCUGAAGAUUGACCUGAUACCCGACAAGAUUGAGCGGACCCUGACUCUCAUUGACACAGGCAUUGGGAUGACCAAAGCCGAUCUCAUUAACAACCUGGGCACCAUCGCUAAAUCUGGAACCAAAGCCUUUAUGGAGGCUCUCCAGGCUGGAGCGGACAUCUCCAUGAUUGGCCAGUUUGGUGUAGGUUUCUACUCUGCCUACCUUGUAGCUGAUAAAGUGACGGUGAUCACCAAGCACAACGAUGACGAGCAGUACGCCUGGGAAUCCUCGGCCGGGGGAUCCUUCACCGUCAGAGUAGACAACAGUGAGCCUCUGGGCCGCGGCACGAAGGUUAUCCUGCAUCUGAAAGAGGACCAGGCUGAGUACCUGGAGGAAAGGAGGAUCAAGGAGAUAGUAAAGAAACACUCCCAGUUCAUUGGCUACCCCAUAACUCUCUUCGUUGAGAAGGAACGCGACAAGGAAAUCAGUGAUGAUGAAGCGGAGGAGGAGAAGGAAGGGAAAAAGGAGGAGGAGAAAGACCAAGGCGAGGAGAAGCCGGAUAUAGAGGAUGUGGGCUCAGAUGAGGAGGAAGACAAGAAGGAAGGUGACAAAAAGAAGAAGAAAAAGAUUAAAGAAAAGUACAUUGACCAGGAAGAGCUGAACAAGACCAAACCGAUCUGGACCCGUAACCCAGACGAUAUCACCAACGAGGAGUAUGGAGAGUUCUACAAGAGUCUCACUAAUGACUGGGAGGAUCACUUGGCUGUGAAGCACUUCUCUGUGGAAGGUCAACUUGAAUUCCGCGCUCUCCUUUUUGUGCCCAGACGAGCUCCCUUUGACCUGUUUGAGAACAGGAAGAAGAAAAAUAACAUUAAGUUGUAUGUGCGCAGAGUAUUUAUCAUGGACAACUGCGAGGAGCUGAUUCCAGAGUAUCUCAAUUUCAUCAGAGGUGUUGUGGACUCAGAAGAUCUCCCCCUGAACAUUUCCAGAGAAAUGCUGCAACAGAGCAAGAUCCUGAAAGUCAUCCGCAAGAACCUGGUGAAGAAAUGUCUCGAGCUUUUCACAGAGUUGUCAGAAGACAAAGAAAACUACAAAAAAUUCUACGAACAGUUCUCAAAAAACCUCAAGCUGGGCAUUCAUGAAGACUCCCAGAACCGCAACAAACUGUCAGAGCUCCUGAGAUACUACACUUCUGCAUCUGGAGACGAGACGGUGUCGCUUAAAGACUACUGUACUAGGAUGAAGGAGAACCAGAAGCACAUCUAUUACAUUACAGGUGAAACCAAGGAACAGGUAGCGAAUUCGGCCUUUGUGGAGCGGCUCCGGAAGCAAGGCCUGGAGGUCAUCUACAUGAUUGAGCCAAUUGACGAAUACUGUGUACAGCAGCUGAAAGAGUUUGAGGGAAAGACCCUGGUCUCUGUCACUAAAGAGGGGUUGGAGCUGCCAGAGGACGAGGAGGAGAAAAAGAAGCAAGAAGAAAAGAAAGCAAAGCUAGAAAACCUGUGUAAGAUCAUGAAGGACAUCCUGGAGAAGAAAGUGGAGAAGGUCGUAGUAUCCAACAGGCUAGUGUCAUCGCCGUGCUGCAUUGUAACAAGUACAUAUGGCUGGACGGCAAACAUGGAAAGGAUAAUGAAAGCUCAGGCCCUCCGGGACAACUCCACGAUGGGCUACAUGGCUGCAAAGAAGCAUUUGGAAAUCAAUCCCGAUCAUUCUAUCAUCGAAACGCUGCGGCAAAAAGCUGAUGCUGACAAGAAUGACAAGUCCGUGAAAGAUCUGGUGAUUCUGCUGUAUGAAACUGCCCUGUUGUCAUCUGGCUUCAGUCUGGAGGACCCCCAGACACACGCUAACCGCAUCUAUAGAAUGAUCAAGCUGGGCUUAGGUAUCGAUGAAGAUGAUGCAGCUACCGAAGAGCUGACAGCGCCAGCUACUGAGGAGAUGCCGCCACUGGAAGGAGACGAAGAGUCCUCUCGAAUGGAGGAAGUUGACUAAGUUGUCUGAUAAUCGCUUUACUCUUGACAGUUACCGUUCUGUUAACCGGUUAGGUUUUAUUUUGUACUUGGGCAGUGUUCCUGCGUUACGUUUCAGAUAUUUAUUUUUCUUUCUGUAUGUUGUAUGUUUUUUUUUUGUUAAAAAAUAAAAAAUUGCACUGGUCUGUUGAAAUAAAAAACAACAUUGGCACGUUCUGGCCUGCGCCAUUCA